GCACAACCGGCGGAGGGCGAGGGCGGGGGCGGGCGCCAAGGCUGGCAUGGCGGCGCCGCGGCCAUGCGCCGAUAGCCCGUGCUGCUCUCAUCCGGGUGUGGCGUCCGGCGUGCAACAGACGCUGGAGGAGAUGGACUUCGACAGGGGAAUCUGGUCAGCAGCCCUGAAUGGAGACCUAGGUCGAGUGAAAUAUUUAAUCCAGAAGGCAACAGACCCUAGCCAGCCUGACUCAGCUGGCUACACUGCUCUGCACUAUGCCAGCCGCAACGGGCACUAUGCUGUAUGCCAGUUCCUGCUGGAAAGUGGGGCUAAGUGUGAUGCCCAAACCCAUGGGGGCGCCACUGCUCUGCACCGGGCAAGCUACUGUGGGCACACUGAAAUUGCACGGCUCCUGCUGUCUCAUGGGUCCAACCCCAGGUUGGUAGAUGAUGAUGGCAUGACCAGUUUGCAUAAGGCUGCUGAGAAGGGUCACGUGGACAUUUGCUCUCUCCUGUUGCAACACAGCCCAGCCCUGAAGGCUGUCCGGGAUCGGAAGGCACGACUGGCAUGUGACCUGCUGCCCUGCGACAGUGACCUACGGGACCUGCUGGCCAGCUGAACUGCCACCCUUCUGCUGUCGUAGGCUGCCAUGCAAGGGUAUGUGGAGAAAGAGUUGAAAGGAAAGCGUCGGGAUGUGGACAUGGCGUUGCUGAUUGUGGAGGCGGGCCCAGAGCCUGGAGGCUGAGAGCCCAAGAGGCCGUGGCCUGGGAG
This is a messenger RNA of Neofelis nebulosa (Clouded leopard), 750 nucleotides long. RefSeq names its product ankyrin repeat domain 39 (gene ANKRD39). Gene Ontology annotation, molecular function: protein binding. The transcript has 5 exons. Bases 47 to 598 code for a protein of 183 amino acids. NCBI's taxonomy places the organism in Eukaryota, Metazoa, Chordata, Mammalia, Carnivora, Felidae. The record is from RefSeq and is a predicted model, not a curated record.